AGUUUUUAAGGUUGGUUUUAAGCCCAUCUUUAAAUCUCUUUUCCUGCCCACCAGCAUUACGUUUCCCGUUCUUGAGUUCGGAGUAGAGUAGUUGCUUUGGGAGACGGUGAUCGGGCAUUCGGACGACAUGUCCAGUCCAGCGGAGUUGAUGGAGUAGGAGCAUUGCUUCAAUGCUGGUGGUCUUUGCUUCUUCCAGCACGCUGACAUUUGUCCGCCUGUCUUCCCAAGAGAUUUGCAGGAUUUUCCUGAGGCAACGCUGAUGGAAACGCUCCAGGAGUUUGGUGUGACGUCUGUAGACCGUCCACGUUUCACAGGCGUAGAGCAGGGCUGGGAGGGGAAUGGCUUUGUAAACAAGCCCCUUGGUCUCUCUACGGAUGUCCCGGUCAUCAAACACUCUCUGCUUCAUACGGAAAAAUGCUGCACUUGCAGAGCUCAGGCGGUGUUGUAUUUCAGUGUCAAUGCUAACUUUUGUGGAGAGGUGGCUGCCAAGGAAGCGGAAAUGGUCAAUGUUUUCUAAUGUGACACUAAACUGCCAUGGCUCAGUGCUAUGGAAUCAUGGGAGUUGUCAUUCGAUAAGGUCUUUAGGCUCCUCUGCCAAAGAAUGCCCUACCAAACUACAGAUACCAGGAUUCCACAGCACUGAGUCGGUGCAGUUAAAAGUAGCAUCCGAUUGCAUUAAUCCUACAGUGUAGCUGGGCCCUAAGUCUAUCACAGUUAUACUGCAACUUCUUCUUAGUCUUAAAGGCACUUCGAGAUCUAUUUGCAUAUGGUUCUAACGAGGGUCAGAUGAAAUAUCUUGCCCUCUGCUUGGAUUAGAAGGAGGAUUUGUCUCGUAUUUCUGCUUCUUUUGUAAACUGGGGGAGUGUUUUUGAAUUUUUUGCAGGAUCAGAGAAAGGGAACUCCAGGUGGACUUUGGAGCUAAGAUCCACAUAAACAAAGUGUCUUCCAAUUUCUCCUGUACGCUAUAUUUCCUCUCUGUUUGCAAAAUACUGCUCAAUUAAGCUAGUUCAUAUAUCUGAAAUACUAUUGAUCAUUUUUGCCGAGUGUUAGGAAAUUUAUUUACUUCAUUUCUACCCCACCUUUCUCGACCCUGAAUAGACUCAAGGCGGCUUAGAAAUACGGCAAAAAUUGAAUGCUGUAUCGGUACAAUAAAACACACCUGAUCAAAAUAUAAAUAAUCUAAAUAAAUAAGCAAUGAAAACACAUAAACCAAUCAAACAGAUUAAAACCAUAUAAAAUCUCAUGUCCAAAUCGUUUUCCAAAUCCAUAAAUCUCAUUAAGGGAGAUUGAGGGAGAUUUUCACAGUUCUGAGUCUAUUCUGCAGAAAAUUCACCCAUGCAUUUUUGUGCAGAAAACAGUAUUUUGGACAUAGAAUUUUGUUUGUUUCUUUUUUGCACUGACAAUACAGGGAAAUACUUAUUAUUUUGCAGAUAAUAAGUAUUGUGAGUGUUCUUUGUUCAACCUGCCGUUCCUACUUCUAUGGGGGUCCUUGCCCUUAUGCCCAGCAAGUGUGGAACCUCCUUCUCAUUUGCAUGGAAACUCUGUUCUUCACUUGACAUGUGCCAACUUGACUCCAAUUCCAAGACAAAGUUAGGAAAUCGAUCGGGUAAAUAAAGGAGGAAUACAAAUAUGGGCUCUGUUCCAUGGUUAUAUAACUGUGAUUUUUUUUUUCUCUGAUGAUGACUGAACUUAUUUCACGCUUCCUGUUGAUUUGGAUUCUGGACUUCAGAGAAAGUCUAUCUCUGGACUUCAGUCUCGUUGCUGCUUUCCACACCACAAAAGAGAGAGAAAAGAGCUGAAGAGCCAUGGAGGUUUUGGGGACCACCACCCUCUUCCUGGUGGUCUUCCUGGUCCUGUUUGUGGCCUGGAGGAAAGUGGAGGCCAAGAGGAGGAACUGGCCCCCGGGCCCAACGCCGCUCCCGCUCAUUGGCAACCUCCUCCAGCUGAAGCCCACCAAUAUUGCAGAACAGUUUAAGAAGAUGAAUAAAAAGUACGGAUCGGUCUUCAUGGUGUAUUUUGGCUUAGACCCAGUGGUGGUCGUCUAUGGCUAUGACGUGGUGAAGAAGGUUUUAUUGGACAGCGGAGAGGAAUUCCUCAACAGGGGAAGCUUCCCUUUGGUAGAUAAGACCAACAAAGGACUCGGCAUCAUCAUGUCCAAUGGUGAGCGGUGGGUCCAACUUCGCCGCUUCUCCCUCAUGACCUUGAGGAACUUUGGGAUGGGAAAGAAGAGCAUCGAGGAACGGAUCCAGGAGGAGGCAGAGCACCUGAUGAAGGAGCUCAGGGACAAAAGAGGGCAGGCCUUCAACCCACAACACCUUUUCAACUGCAUCACAUCAAAUGUGAUCAGCCACGUCCUUCUGGGGGAACGGUUCGAUUACCAUGAUGAGGAGUACCUCCAGAUCCUCAAGCAGCUCAUUGAUGGUGUCCGACUGGAGAGCUCAGUCUCAGGACAGCUCUACAACUUCUUCCCCAGGAUCAUGGACUAUCUGCCUGGUCCUCACCAAACCUUCUUCAAAAACAUCUAUGGUGUCCAGACCUUUAUUGCCCGAAAGGUAGAAGAGCAUGAGAAGACCUUGGAUCACACUGAUGUCCCUCAGAACUUCGUAGAUGCCUUCCUCCUCAAAAUGGAGCAGGAGAAGAACAACCCCACAACAGAAUUUACUAAAGAGAAUCUGAUGAUGACCAUUUAUGAUUUAUUUAUCGCUGGAACGGAAACCACCAGCACCACCAUCAGAUACUUCUUCAUGACAUUGGUGGAGCAUCCAGAUAUCCAAGCCAAAAUCCAGGAUGAAAUAGACCGCGUGAUUGGCCGGGAGCGGAUGCCCACCAUGAAGGACCGUCAAGAGAUGCCCUUCACAGAGGCCGCCAUCCACGAAGGCCAGAGGUUCCUUGACCUCGUCCCCUUAGGCCUCAUUCGUAUGGUGAAAAGAGACAUAGAGCUGGAAGGCUUCACCAUCCCAAAGGGGGCCACUAUCUACCCCAUCCUAAGCUCUGCGCUCCAUGAUCCUAAGCAAUAUGCAAAUCCGUAUCAGUUUAACCCGGAGCACUUCUUGGACAAAGAUGGGCGCUUCAAGAAGAACGGAGCUGACAUGCCUUUCUCUGCAGGAAAGAGGAACUGUCUUGGCGAAGGACUGGCCCGGAUGGAGCUCUUCAUCUUCAUCACCACCGUCCUGCAAAACUUCAACCUCAAACACGCUCCCGGAGUGCCCAAAAUAGACCUCACACCGGACGUCAGUGGUAUUCUGAAUGUCCCACGCCAGGUCCCCUUCUGCUUCACCCCACGCUGAGGAGCCCAUUCCACUCCCAUGAAGUCCUUGUGAAGUUUUCUUUUUAGUGCAGAUUGUCCCAUUUGAAUAGCAAGACAUCAAACUGACCUCACUACAGACGGCAAUGGCAUCCUGACCAUCCCACACCAAGUCCCUUCUUCUUGAGUUGAAGUAGCCAUUCCACUCCCAUGAAGUUCUUGUGAAGUUUUCUUCUUAGUGCAGAUUGUUCCAUUUGAAUAGCAAGACAUCAAACUGACCUCACUACAGACGGCAAUGGCAUCCUGACCAUCCCACACCAAUUCCCUUCUUCUUGAGUUGAAGAAGCCAUUCCACUCCCAUGAAGUUCUUGUGAAGUUUUCUUUUUAGUGCAGAUUGUUCCAUUUGAAUAGCAAGACAUCAAACUGACCUCACUACAGACGGCAAUGGCAUCCUGACCAUCCCACACCAAGUCCCUUCUUCUUGAGUUGAAGUAGCCAUUCCACUCCCAUGAAGUUCUUGUGAAGUUUUCUUUUUAGUGCAGAUUGUCCCAUUUGAAUAGCAAGACAUCAAACUGACCUCACUACAGACGGCAAUGGCAUCCUGACCAUCCCACACCAAUUCCCUUCUUCUUGAGUUGAAGAAGCCAUUCCACUCCCAUGAAGUUCUUGUGAAGUUUUCUUCUUAGUGCAGAUUGUUCCAUUUGAAUAGCAAGACAUCAAACUGACCUCACUACAGACGGCAAUGGCAUCCUGACCAUCCCACACCAAUUCCCUUCUUCUUGAGUUGAAGAAGCCAUUCCACUCCCAUGAAGUUCUUGUGAAGUUUUCUUCUUAGUGCAGAUUGUUCCAUUUGAAUAGCAAGACAUCAAACUGACCUCACUACAGACGGCAAUGGCAUCCUGACCAUCCCACACCAAUUCCCUUCUUCUUGAGUUGAAGAAGCCAUUCCACUCCCAUGAAGUUCUUGUGAAGUUUUCUUCUUAGUGCAGAUUGUUCCAUUUGAAUAGCAAGACAUCAAACUGACCUCACUACAGACGGCAAUGGCAUCCUGAUAGUAUGUAUCAAGACAUAGCCAUGACCCAGUGAAGAUAAUCCCCUGAGACCAUGAAGACUGGGCAAACCCUCUGACUGUUUCCCAAGCCAGAUAAUCACCAAACCCAUUGUUUAUGUGUAUGGCUUCUCGCGUCAGCCCAGAUAAACCCAAAACUGUUUAUCUAGUUAUAUGAUUCACUUGAAGCUGAAAUAUUGCUGCCUGCAUAAACAGAGACUUAGACUAUGUGCAUGUGUUAAAUUUAUUGACAACCAAGCCUUUGAUUACCCAAGAUCAUCACCUUGUGUUCCAGGGGACCUGCACCUUGGUUUUCUGAAGCUCCUAUCUUUGUUCGGCACAAAACUGGACAUUUGAGCUCAUCAGAAGCCCAUCAAUAAAUCUUUACCAUUUGUUUUCCCCAUAUUGUGUCCUCCCAGGAGAUCUUUCUUCAGCCGAUUGAUCCUUCACUCUGACCAAUCUCCAGCUGCAUUUCUCCCUUCCAGUCAAUCCUGGCAUGGGUCCUAGACAGUUUGUUUCUGGCCAAUCAGGGGAGGGAACUGAAAGUCUGAAUAGCUGUCAGAACUAUACAAGAUGUCUUACAUUUCUCUGUAUGCUUAUGAAUGCACAUUUUGAAGCAAAUUGCUGUACUUUUUGGCCAAAUUGUGAUAGACGUCUGUGGUUUGUUUUCAACCUGGUGAGUGGGUUUCUCUGUCCUGGCCUAUCUGGUGUUGCACACACUUGCCAGGCAAAGAUCCCCUUAUCCACAGUCCUAGUUAACCACUACAGUCUGGACCUUUAAAAUCACUUGUUUAGUGUUCCACCAAUUUAGCCAGUCCUUGGGUGCAUCUAUAGUUUAGAAUGAAUGUAGUUUAGACCCACUUUAUCUUUUCUAUGGAUUCCUGGGAGUUUUAGUUUUGCAAGAUCUUUAGCCUUUUCAGCCCAAGAGUGGACGUGACUCACUAAACUACAACUCCCAGGACUCCAUAGCAUAAAUCCAUGGCAGUCAAAGUGGUGCCAUACUGAGUUCAUUCAAACAUUGAUAGAUGCACCCUUAGUCAGAACAGAACUGUAGCUUGCUUUGCAUAGAAUAAUUGUUUAUCUUGGUGACACUUCACCUACAAAUGUAUUCCAAUAAUCCUCAAUAUUUCUAAUAUUACCCAUGUCAUUGUUGGUAAUCUAUUAUUUCCUUUUUCUACUCUCCAUUUUUAAAUAAAAUGAUCAGUAAACA
This is a messenger RNA of Anolis carolinensis (green anole), 5502 nucleotides long. RefSeq names its product cytochrome P450 2C20. The transcript has 9 exons. Gene Ontology annotation, biological process: xenobiotic metabolic process. Lineage: Eukaryota; Metazoa; Chordata; Lepidosauria; Squamata; Anolidae. The record is from RefSeq and is a predicted model, not a curated record. Gene Ontology annotation, cellular component: intracellular membrane-bounded organelle; cytoplasm. Gene Ontology annotation, molecular function: oxidoreductase activity, acting on paired donors, with incorporation or reduction of molecular oxygen, reduced flavin or flavoprotein as one donor, and incorporation of one atom of oxygen; iron ion binding; heme binding. Bases 1806 to 3287 code for a protein of 493 amino acids.